Messenger RNA from Prosopis cineraria, 1820 nucleotides. RefSeq lists its product as uncharacterized. The transcript is spliced from 3 exons. NCBI's taxonomy places the organism in Eukaryota, Viridiplantae, Streptophyta, Magnoliopsida, Fabales, Fabaceae. The record is from RefSeq and is a predicted model, not a curated record. Bases 305 to 1339 code for a protein of 344 amino acids.
CCCCCUCUGAGAGAUUAUACAGAGUAACACAGGUGAAAUCUAAUUGCUCAGUCGCUUUCGGCUUGUUUGCUCUUAUCUCUACCAACUAUCAGUAUUACUAUUUAAGCUUCAACUGCCAUUACUCUCGCCCCAUCCCUAUCUCUCUCUCUCUCUCUCUCUCUCUCCCCCCCCCCCCCCCGUCCCUGCUUUUUUUUCUUCCCUAAGAAAUCUCAUACCCUUCUCUUAUUCUUCUGUUUGUUUCCCGGGAAAAUCUUCAUUCAUUGCAAUUUCAUCCUCAUUUGGCUUCCGUUUUUCCUUUUCUGCAAUGGGUAAUUGUGUGCGUACGUCGGAGAAGUUAACGGCCGAGAUUGUACCCCACGACGGAGCUCAGGCUUACCCCACCGUUCGGUUAUACGGCUCGCCCAAGAGCGUUCUCGCCGCCUACAUUCGUUUCGCGCUCGUCCACAGGGCCGUCUCUCUUGACUUCGUUCCCUCCUCCGAAAGAACCACGUUGGCAGAGGAGUUCGCGCGUGCCGGAGCUUCCGAUCCGGAGAGCCCGGUUACACUCCAGGUGGGAUCCGAUACCAUUUCAGGGACCCGAGAGACAUUGCUCAGGUUCAUCGACGCACGGUUUCCGAAUCCAUCGCUGGCUAGGGCGGCAGCGGCGGCGGGAGGUGGAGGAAGGGAAGAAGAUGAAACAACGCCGUUGAUGGUGAGGGUCACGAGGCUGCACCACAAAAGCAUACUGUGGCAUUUGGAGAGGAUGGUGAGGUGGGCGGAGGAUCUGGCGACACGUGGAGGGAGGAAGGCCGCAGAUCCGACGAUGGGGAGCCCGAGGAUGGAGGUGAAGAAGUUCGCCAAGAGCUACUCUCAGCUGCUGGAAGUGAUGUUGGAGCACGCUCAGAUGGAGGAGAGGGUCCUCUUCCCCAUCUUCGACAUGGCCGAUCGAGGGCUAUCAAAAGCUGCAAAGGAGGAACAUGCCAGGGACCUACCGCUCAUGAAUGGCAUCAAAGAAGUCAUAAAAUCUGUUGGGGUUUUAGAUUGUGGAAGCCCUGGUUACCGAGAAGCUCUCUCCAACCUCUCUUCUAGGCUUAAAUUGUUGCAGGGGCAAUGCAAGCAACACUUCAGAGAAGAGGAAGUAGAAUUGCUUCCAUUAAUGGAGGCAGUUGAGAUGAGCAGAGAGGAGGAACAGAGCGCGGUGGAGCAAUGUUUUGAAGUGAUGCAAGCAACACACAAUCGUCUGUUCAAGUUCUUGCUUGAAGGUCUCCCGGCUCAUGAUGCUAUGAAGUACCUGGACUUGGUCAGAAGUUGCAGAAACGGAGAAAAAAUGGAAUCCAUGCUUCAGAUGAUUGUUCAGUGAGAGUGAUGAGCUCAAACAUGAUAUCUUAUUUGCCAACCCCACUUUGUGUAUAGAAAAAGUUAAAAUCCCAAAAAGGUUUAAAGUGUUAGAAAUGAGUUUGAUAAAAAAAGAUUGGAGUUACUAAUUAAAGUUGGCAUGAAUGAUAGGAACUCUCGUCACAUGAACAAGUGAUUGGGAGUUCAAAUUUCAACUUUCAUAUAUGUAGUAAUUUAGUUAGGAGAGGUCUAUCAUUUGCUUUCAAUAUCUCAAGAGAGAUAAUUUCUGUUGUUUAACUAUUUCUGUGAAGAUGAUGUGAGAUUGAGAAGUCAUGGUGUGCUGGUUGAUAAACAGAGCACAUGUAAAGCGAAUCAUGGUGACCUCUUCUUUUGUGGAGUGAGUGCACGUUCUUGUGAGUGUCAGCCUGGCCUUUUGGAGGAAGGAGGGCACUUAUUCUCUUAUCUUUCCCUUUUGGGUAAGGUUGUCACAUGAAUACGUUCCAAAA